ACCACAGCAGACAACGCCGUCCAUCCCGCCCACCAUGGACCACGAAAAGGCCGUCCCUCUCGAUGAGAAGGCCGUCCACGCCCCAGCCAUGUCGGUUGGUGAGCAGCCCGCCGAAUGGCGCGAACAGGAGGACUUCAUGACCCGCAACGGUCUGAACCUCAAGUCUUUCCAGCGCCGUCCCCAGAGCGGUCCCAUGGUCGUGCUCGACAAGUCCAUGAAGACACGUCACUUGCACAUGAUUGCCAUUGGUGGCUCCAUUGGUGCUGGUUUCUUCGUCGGUUCUGGAGGCGCCUUCAACAAGGGUGGCCCCGCUUCUGUCCUCAUUGAUUUCUCGCUCAUGGGAAUCAUGAUCUUCAACGUCGUCUACGCUCUUGGUGAACUCGCUGUCAUGUACCCGGUCUCUGGUGGUUUCUACACUUACUCUACUCGCUUCAUCGAUCCAUCCUGGGGUUUCGCCAUGGGCUGGAACUACGUCUUUCAAUGGGCCAUUGUCUUACCGCUUGAACUCAACGUCGCCGCCAUCACAGUGCAUUAUUGGCCCGGCGCCCAAGGGACGAGCGUUGCCGUGUUCAUGACCGUCUUCUGGGUUUUCAUCAUUGUCAUCAACUUGUUCGGAACUCUGGAAUUCUGGUCAUCGUGCCUCAAGCUUGCUGCUACCGUCAUCUUCAUGAUCAUCGCCCUCAUCCUAGUCUGCGGUGGAGGCCCCAGCAACGGUUUGAACGGUUUCAAGGGUUUCUGUACUGUCUUCGUCACCGCCGCUUUCUCCUUCUCUGGAACUGAGUUGGUCGGUCUGGCUGCUGCCGAGACUGCCAACCCCCUGAAGUCUCUCCCCGGUGCCAUUCGUCAGGUCUUCUGGCGUGUUACCCUUUUCUACAUCCUUGGUCUUACUUUCGUUGGUCUGCUCGUCAGGUCCGACGAUGAGCGUCUGCUCGGAGCCACUGGAGGCGGUUCCAACACCUCGCCCUUCGUCAUUGCCGCUAAGGAUGCUGGCCUCAUCGGUUUCGACAGCUUCAUGAACGUGGUCAUUCUCGUCUCCGUCGUCUCCAUUGGUGUCUCCGGUAUCUACGGUGGUUCGCGUACCCUCACUGCGCUCGCUGACCAGGGCUACGCGCCCAAGAUCUUCACCUACAUUGAUCGAUCCGGUCGUCCUCUCUGGUCUGUCAUCUUCGUUCUCGCAUGGGGUGCUCUCUGCUACAUGAACUUGGCUGCUACCGGUGUCACCAUCUUCAACUGGUUCGUCGCUCUAUCGGGUCUUGCUGCUCUCUUCACUUGGGGCUCCAUCUGCCUUGCCCAUAUCCGUUUCCGCAAGGCUUGGGCUUACCACGGCCACACCCUCGACGAGAUCCCAUUCAGGGCCGCCGGUGGUGUCUACGGAUCUUGGGUUGGUCUUUUCAUCAUCAUCAUUGUCCUCAUCGCUCAGUUCUACACUGCCAUCUCCCCCAUUGGCACCAGGGUCGGUACCGCCUCUGACUUCUUCUCCGCCUACCUUGCCGUCUUCGUCGUCGCUGCCUUCUGGGUUGCUGGCUACUUCUGGAAGCGCGAGGGAUGGCUCCGAACUGCCCAGAUGGACGUCGACACUGGUCGCCGUGAGCUCGACUGGGACCUCAUCAACAAGGAGCGCGAGGAGAUCAAGUCCUGGCCCGCCUGGAAACGCACCCUGAACCGCAUGUUCUAGAUGUGCGCUACGACCUUUCUUGUUCGUUGUACAUCUUGAGCUUGUGUUUCGUGCGACUGCAGCGUUGCGCUUCGAAUAUACCCGUCGUGCAUGUCCAAAGAUUUUGAAUAGCUAUAUACAUGGCUAUAACUAGUUAAUUAUACCGUUCGCUUAAAAGUGUGUCCUCAC
Parastagonospora nodorum SN15 is the source of this 1843-nucleotide messenger RNA. RefSeq lists its product as hypothetical. Gene Ontology annotation, biological process: amino acid transmembrane transport. Lineage: Eukaryota; Fungi; Ascomycota; Dothideomycetes; Pleosporales; Phaeosphaeriaceae. The record is from RefSeq and is a predicted model, not a curated record. Gene Ontology annotation, cellular component: membrane. Gene Ontology annotation, molecular function: amino acid transmembrane transporter activity. The transcript is spliced from 5 exons. The coding region runs from base 35 to 1675 and encodes 546 amino acids.